GCUGCGCGCAGGCGCGCGGUUCUCUUUCCUCCGCUGCCGCUAAGGUGCUCGGUUCUUCCGAGGAAGCUAAGGCCGUUUUGGGGUGAGGCCCUCACUUCAUCCGGCGACUAGCACCGCGCCCGGCAGCCCCCACCUAGCACUCCCCGCACCAUGGCCUCCGUCUCGGAGCUCGCUUGUAUCUACUCUGCCCUCAUUCUGCACGACGAUGAGGUGACGGUCACGGAGGAUAAGAUCAAUGCCCUCAUUAAAGCAGCCGGUGUAAAUGUCGAGCCUUUCUGGCCAGGUUUGUUUGCAAAGGCCUUGGCCAAUGUCAACAUCGGGAGCCUCAUCUGCAAUGUGGGGGCUGGUGGACCUGCCCCAGCAGCCGGUGCUGCACCAGCAGGAGGCCCUGCCCCCUCCACUGCUGCUGCCCCAGCUGAGGAGAAGAAAGUAGAAGCAAAGAAAGAAGAAUCUGAAGAGUCUGAUGAUGACAUGGGCUUUGGUCUUUUUGACUAAACCUUCUUAGUAACACAUUGAAUAAAAAGCUGAGCUGUUUGCUGC
Capra hircus (goat) is the source of this 540-nucleotide messenger RNA. RefSeq names its product ribosomal protein lateral stalk subunit P1 (gene RPLP1). The transcript has 4 exons. Gene Ontology annotation, biological process: translational elongation; cytoplasmic translation. Gene Ontology annotation, cellular component: ribosome; cytosolic large ribosomal subunit. The coding region runs from base 151 to 495 and encodes 114 amino acids. Gene Ontology annotation, molecular function: protein kinase activator activity; ribonucleoprotein complex binding; structural constituent of ribosome. NCBI's taxonomy places the organism in Eukaryota, Metazoa, Chordata, Mammalia, Artiodactyla, Bovidae. The record is from RefSeq and is a predicted model, not a curated record.